Rotaria sp. Silwood1 is the source of this 498-nucleotide messenger RNA. The record is from the annotation of a GenBank genome assembly. NCBI's taxonomy places the organism in Eukaryota, Metazoa, Rotifera, Eurotatoria, Philodinida, Philodinidae.
AUGGUUAGUUUUUUCUUCGUUUCACUUUCUAUGCUCAUUUGUUUGAGUAUGGCUUUUAAUAUUGAUGAUAUGAAAUUUCAUAAUCAUCCAUUAAAUCGAUUUUUUCAAAUCAAUGAAAAACAACAUACAAGUCAAAAUACUGUGAAAAAAUUUAUUAAUGCCAAAAGAAAUGAUAUUCAUAGUACAGAUAAUGAUGAGAAACAACAAUAUCCAUCGUCACAUAUAGAUACAUCAUUUGAAUCAAUGAUGGCUGAUUCAUCUAUUAUACGUCCUGAUGAUAUUGCUUGUCUUCAAGCUUGUGACAUAUGUAUUGAAGAUUAUCCACCAAUUGUUUACAAAAAGAAAUCUUCUGAUGAUUGUGGUCCAGUAUGUGAAUGUGCUAAUAGUUGUACUCGUAUGUCAAUCGAAGAGAUUGAUAAAAUUUAUGGCCAUGGCUCUUCACAACAAACUGACAAAGGUUGCUUUUUAAGAGUCUAUUUUCAAAUGCUCAACAAUUAA